Salvelinus sp. IW2-2015 is the source of this 2170-nucleotide messenger RNA. Lineage: Eukaryota; Metazoa; Chordata; Actinopteri; Salmoniformes; Salmonidae. The record is from RefSeq and is a predicted model, not a curated record.
AACAAGGAGGGUUAGUUAUAAAUAUCUUUGGUAAGAUCUCGUCCCCUUCUCACAACACAUUGGAGGAGAAAGCCAGAGGUCCCGCCCCUCUGACAUUCUUCUCCAUUGGGUUUUGAGAAGGAGACGAAGAGAGGAGAGAGGACGCAACGAUAUAUAAGAUUUGAAAAUCUCCCUUUGUCUCAUACACGUGAAGAACAAGAAACGACGAAUCAUCGAAUCUAAAUCGUGAGAUUUGUAAUCACAUUUUCGGGCGGGAUGAUUGAAAGUUUGUUUUCGUGGACCAGUGACCACUUUUGAAAAUCGCAUAGUAUGUUUUAUGGCUACUUUUAUGAUACGAUCAUUAAAACAUUUGAGCAAUAAUAUAAUUUUGACCAUCGCUAAAGAAAAGAAAACUGAUAUGGAGCGACCAUCGAGGAAGACAAAGCUUGYAAAUUAUUCAGAUUUCCAGGACUUGGCUGAUGAUGAUGAUUUUGCCUCUGUGAAAGCACCACCCAGCAAAAAAGCCAAGGAGAGUGUGAAAGAGCCAGCGCAGGAGAAGAGCAAGAAACYUUCAAACAAGGCCUCCAGUCAAGAGACUAACUCACAGCCCAUAGGCCACAAGGACAGGAAACCAUUGGAUGAGAAGCUGUAUGACAGAGAUUUGGAAGCAGCUCUUACUCUGUCGUUGCUUAAAACCACAGAGAAUCAACCACAAAGAGAUGGUGAAAAUCUGGAUCCAUCAUUAGGCCUUUCCAACUGCAGUGUGGACAUCAACCUUUUGGGCCUUGACCAGAUCACGAAUGAUCGGGGAUCCCCUUGCGCCCACUCCAGACAGAGGAAGGCAGCCUCCAAGGCUACAGAGCAGCAAAGGAGCAUGCUGAAGGAUGGCGAUGAGGACUACAAUCCCAAAGGGACAUCAGAUUCAGAGAGUGAUGCUGAUUUCAGUGAUCCAGCUGAAAGUGAUGAUGAUGAGUUCACAGUAAAGAAACCAGAGAAAAAGAACACAGAAGAGAAGACAGCCAAGAAGGAGCAACCAAAAGCUAAACCAAAGGAAGAAAAGCAGCCUUCAAAAACAAAACCACAUUUGACAGGGACUUCCAGUCUAAAAACUCCCACCUUAGGUAGAAGUCCAACUGCCAAGCCAGCCUCUGUGCCCAAGAGGUCUCCUGGCACUUCUCCUGUCUCCAGAYCUGCAGUCUCUGGCAGUCCAGCGGGGGGCAGAAUACCCAAGUGGAAUCCUCCAGGUCACGUUGGAAGAAGUCCCUGCUCAUCACAGAGUGCCCCAGUGAAGUCUCCAGGGCAGGGUCUAAGACUUGGACUGUCUCGCCUGGUGCGGGAUGCAUGGUGCUGCAGUGUUGCUAGUCACUGACCCCACCUAUCUAUUAGAGAGGAGCUCUGUGCCUCUCUGCGUAAUUGACAGUUGACUUUCACGAUUUCUUUUGUAAUCCUCUAGAUCUGUCUAUUUUAUAAGAGGCAUUAGAAUUGUACUGUUAAUUAUUAUUAGUCUGGGGUCGUACAUGCUCUCCUUUUUAUAACAGCUCAUCUUUUGGACCAUUUGACUUAACAAAGGUCAGUUCCCAACUUUUACUGUUAUUCGGCCUACAGCAAAGCCUUCAGAUUUCAAACCCUUUGUGUCUUUUAUUAUUUCAGAGAGUAUUUUUGUCUUCUGUCUGUUUUUAGUUUUCACUCCAACAUGUAAAUGAAAUGGUGCAAUGKCGCACUCUGCUGGAUGUAAUUAUCUGAAAAUGCUAAAUUAUCAUGGUUAAAGUGGCAAUCRGUUGAAUCAAUAACAAAGCGGAGACCCGCCCCUGUUUUGGUAAAAAGCUGAGGGAUGAGGCUGGAGAAAUGUAACCACUCUGAAAUUCAUAGUCAAAGCUGUGGAUGCCAAGGACUGACCACYCGUGAUAUCAAAACUWUAGUUUUAACCAUGUUUUGAGGCUAUAUACCCAAUGGGCAAAAACUGGUUGAAUCAACUUUGUUUCCACGCCAUUUCAACCCAAAAAAUAUAUGUGAUGAAGUUGAAUCAACGUGAAAAACUGAUUGGAUUUACUAAAAGUCACGGUAAGGGCAUUACAUAUUUUUUUUAAUCCACUUUUAACCUAAAACGACAUGACAUUUGUUGUUAAUUUCAUGUUAAAUUCGCGUUAGUUGACAACUAAACCAAAUGUAAAUAAAAACGAGAAGUUGAACU